AAAAGUAACUACAGUUUAGCGUACUUGUCGGACCUGUUGCAUCUGUUGCCGAUUAUUGUUUUUUUCGUAGUAAUACUUCAUUGGAAAAAAAAAAUAACGCAUAUUACACAGCAUGCACUCUAUUGUUACUUUUACUGGGAAGAGAAGAAUCCGUGAGUCAGCAUCGUCCAUCCACCAGAAGCACAGCGGACAUGAAAACCGAGAAGCCUUCAUUUUUAUAAGAGAAAUCAUAUCAUAAAAACCGUCAACAUGUUUACACACAGACUCCUCUUUCCAAUAUUGUAUUUCUUCGUUGUCCUAAUCGUACUGCCGAUAUUCACCAGUGAUAAAGUUUAUUCCAUGUUUUACCAAGAUGACGUGCCAAAGAACACGGAGAUAGAUCAGAUGAAACUCGAGUUCAGGAAGAAAGGAGUUCAGAAGUAUUUACGGAGCUUAGAUGCGGCUGCCACGCUUGAGUAUCACGAGGACAAGUUAUCCGAGUCGGUGGAUAACCUGAUCAUCAUCUUCGCGAGGAGGCCAAAGCACGAUGACCUCCUCCUGUCACAACUCGUAGCCGAAGUAGACCGGAACAUCAGACGGGAAAAGUUCUACAAAAGUGCCUUUUUCGUGUGUAACGUCACGAGGAUUAACUUCCCGGAACUCGACCUCUUGUCUCGAAUCUACCCCGUGCGACAAGCCAAGAACACGACAAGCUGGAAGCUCUUCAAUCGCGAGGAAGUCAUCAAGCACGACUUCGUGGAGUGCAUCACCCACGCCCUCUCCGAGACGAACGCCAAGCACCUGACUCUCCUGAGGGAUCACGUGGUGCCGUACUCCGGGUUCCUGCAGGUGCUCAACCGAGUCAUCAUGACGAGGCUCAACCGCACGAUCAGCCGCGGGGAGCUCAUGCCGGCGUACUCCUCGUGGCUCUUCCUCCACCUGCAGGAGCCCGUCCCUUUCCGCCACUACGAAUUCAGCCUCAGUUGCGUCUACGAACUGAUCCUCAUCUCGAGCUUCGGCGGACUCCUGUUCCUCUUGGUCUUCUGGUGGGUGGAAGAGCCGCGCCACCACCACCUGGUGUCCAUACGCCUCACCUACAUCUUCUACGGCGUCCUCUACUUCCUCACCUUCGCCCUCAUCAUCGGACGCCCUUACGUCAGCGAGCUACGCCGCUUUGCCCCGGAGUUCUACCGCCUCUACGACCCUCCGGAGCCCGUCCACUUCUCCGCCAUGAGCCUCCCGACCGCGAGUGCAGCCAAGCUCGUUAACUCCCUCAGCGACGUCAGGUGCUCCGUGUAUGUGCCUUUCCACCGCGUGUUGGAUCACAUGGUCAACACGAUCGAACUCCCAGGUUACGUCAUAUCCCCCAGUCUCGUCAAAUACGUGGCUAGGACGUGAAUGCAGAAUGGAGACUGUGCUGGGUGACAUUUAAGUGUGCCAAUGUUUAAAUACAUAAUACAGUUAAUAUCUAAUACUUUUGUGUGAUAGCAGGUCAGUAAAUUAUUCUUUUGUCUCUUGUUUGAGAUUGUGUGAUGGUGGUGCCUUUUUUGUUAGAUGCGUAUUGUUGUUUGUAGAAUAUCUAGUCGUAUUUUUGGCAUUAUCCGACUCUGUAUGGAGAAAAUGAAGAAAAUGCGCCAUCAUGAUACUGUUGUCAUUUUCUCAAGGAGAUCUUUGUCAUCUUCAUUGCCAUUUACUUCUGAAUUUUCCUUUUAUUUGGUAUUUAUAUUACUGUUGUUUUUCUGUAUCUUAAACAAGGUACUUAUGACUGUUACUUACAUAAAAAUGUAUCUGAUAUAAUAUAUAUUUAAUAUAUGUGCAAAUAAAUGUGCUAUUUUGAAA
Messenger RNA from Penaeus vannamei (Pacific white shrimp), 1818 nucleotides. RefSeq lists its product as uncharacterized. Gene Ontology annotation, biological process: GPI anchor biosynthetic process. Gene Ontology annotation, molecular function: glycosyltransferase activity. The record is from RefSeq and is a predicted model, not a curated record. Gene Ontology annotation, cellular component: Golgi membrane. Lineage: Eukaryota; Metazoa; Arthropoda; Malacostraca; Decapoda; Penaeidae.